CUCGCUGCCACCUUCUGCUAGCACGAUGAGCGGUUCAAACGCGAAAGGGAGCUUUCCAUCCCGGGUGUCUGAGUGGAUCAGCUCGACGUAUCGCUUUGCGACAGACAGAAACGACUUUAGGAGGAAUCUUCUGGUUAACCUGGGUUUGUUUGCCGCCGGAGUCUGGGUGGCUAGAAAUCUCUCAGAUUUCGACUUGAUGUCUCCUCAGCCGGUGACUUAACCUGCUGAUCUUGAUCAAAAACAGGAUGAUUGAAUCUUGGACCAACAAAGAAGAAGUGAGGGACAUGAUGAAAUACUUG
This is a messenger RNA of Poecilia latipinna (sailfin molly), 299 nucleotides long. It is a transcript of the gene tomm6, whose product is annotated as translocase of outer mitochondrial membrane 6 homolog (yeast). The transcript is spliced from 3 exons. NCBI's taxonomy places the organism in Eukaryota, Metazoa, Chordata, Actinopteri, Cyprinodontiformes, Poeciliidae. Bases 26 to 220 code for a protein of 64 amino acids. Gene Ontology annotation, cellular component: mitochondrial outer membrane translocase complex. The record is from RefSeq and is a predicted model, not a curated record.